UUUAAAGCAAAAUGGCAUAGUUAACGGACGGAAGGGAGGAUACGAACAAACCCUAAUCCUCGGCCAAGGAUCCAAGUGAUGGCUGGCAAUGGCGAUGACUUCAUCCAAUCCUUCCUCAGUCGCUGUAGCUAUUAGGAAUUCAUUUGUUGAGGCAGACAGACUCUUGUAUUCAUCAUCUUCUUCGUAGUCCGAUCGCUUCGUCUACCUUGUCGGUGUAGGGCUUCGUCGUCUCCGCCUUCGUCUUCGUCUUGCACCGAUCGGAGCUUUCCCCGGAGCGUCGGAUUGGCGAGGCCGGUGCUUUGGCAGAAGUAGGCUGCAAGUUAUCGAUAGGCUUGGUCUCUUCCAUCGUCUUCUUCAGCUCUGUACUAAGCCGCUAGUCGAAUUCCAGGUGAAAUUCCAUAGCCAUGAAUCCAUUGACAUUGGUUAAGCGUAUCCAAAAUAUAAAUAAAAAGGAAGCUAGUCUUGGAAUAUCAGAGGAAGCAUCAUGGCAUGCUAAGUAUAAAGAUUCUGCUUAUGUUUAUGUCGGCGGUGUUCCAUAUGAUCUAACUGAAGGGGAUCUUCUUGCAGUGUUUGCUCAGUAUGGGGAGAUAGUUGAUGUUAACUUAGUGAGAGACAAAGGUACUGGAAAAUCGAAAGGAUUUGCAUUUCUUGCUUAUGAGGAUCAGAGAAGCACAAAUCUUGCAGUAGACAAUUUAAAUGGAGCUCAAGUUCUUGGAAGAAUUAUUAGGGUUGAUCAUGUGAAUAAAUACAAGAAAUUGGAGGAAGAGGAUGAAGAGACUAGGCAGCAGAAAAGGGAGGAACGAGGCGUGUGCCGUGCGUUUCAAAGGGGGGAAUGCAACAGGGGAGAUAGCUGCAAAUUCUCGCACAAUGAGCAAAGAGCUGCUAACACGGGAUGGGGUGCCAAGGAAGAUAAGGAAUCAAAUUCGAGGUGGGGGCACGACAAGUUUAAGGAUGGAAGAGGUGGUAAUAAAAAUAGCAACAAAGAUUCACAGUAUUCUCGAGCAAGAGGCGAUGAGACUGCCCGGGAUAAUAGGUACCGUGAACCUCAAUUGGACACAAGAGAUGACGAAAGAAGAUCUGGCAAGAAAGAAUCGGACAAGGGUUAUUACAAACCAAAGGAUGUUCGAGAUGCCUCUACAACUGAUAAAAGGACGAGGCAAAGUUACAUUUCACCGGAUGCCAGGGAAGAACACGACCGUAGAAAUGAGAAGAAAACAAGAAAAUACGACGACAGGCACAGCAGGGAAAGAGACAGUCGAUCGUCACACCACCAUCAUCGUGGAGAUCGUGAUGGUGAUGAUGAACGAAAUCGAUCGCAUCGACGAUGAAUCUGGAGCUCUGAUUGAUUUGGAUCGUUUUAUUUCGACGACGACGUCGACGUCGGCGGUUUGCUGUGAGUUCAUUCGUUGUGAGAAUGUAGAAUUGGGAUGAUGUUUGAUUUGCUGGAGAUUGAUUGAUCGAUCAUGGGCGUGUUAAAGGUUGAUGAGAGGAAGGUGAGCAUUGUAAUGUAACUCAGGUUAAUUGUUACUAUGGUUAGUUUUUGACUCAAGGUAGAGUAUGAGUUUCCCGUGUU
Andrographis paniculata is the source of this 1573-nucleotide messenger RNA. Its product is annotated as zinc finger CCCH domain-containing protein 25. The coding region runs from base 405 to 1328 and encodes 307 amino acids. Lineage: Eukaryota; Viridiplantae; Streptophyta; Magnoliopsida; Lamiales; Acanthaceae. Gene Ontology annotation, cellular component: precatalytic spliceosome; U2 snRNP; catalytic step 2 spliceosome. Gene Ontology annotation, biological process: mRNA splicing, via spliceosome. The transcript is spliced from 6 exons. The record is from RefSeq and is a predicted model, not a curated record. Gene Ontology annotation, molecular function: metal ion binding; RNA binding.